Aspergillus mulundensis is the source of this 1884-nucleotide messenger RNA. Its product is annotated as putative chromatin assembly factor 1 subunit A. The transcript is spliced from 3 exons. Gene Ontology annotation, biological process: nucleosome assembly. Lineage: Eukaryota; Fungi; Ascomycota; Eurotiomycetes; Eurotiales; Aspergillaceae. Gene Ontology annotation, cellular component: nucleus; CAF-1 complex. The coding region runs from base 1 to 1884 and encodes 627 amino acids. The record is from RefSeq and is a predicted model, not a curated record.
AUGGACAGCAUGCAAAUUUCUAUGGCAGAGUCCAACUCAACAUCUCCAUCGAUUCCAUCUACAUUAAUUGCAACUUCAGCCACAGUUCCACCCGCUCAACCUCCAUCCUCCAAACCGAACCAAUUGUCCCCCGGACAAAAGCGAUCUGCAAACGAAGACAAUACGCCUAGUACUACGCCUGCUUUUGACCAGGCUGCUCCGAACCCAUCCCUGAACCCAACUCCGAUAUACGCCGAUGACAAAGAGAAUGGAGGAAAUUCUCUAGGCUUGAAGCAUGGCCACGGCACACUGAAUAACCCCACACUGGCAGGCAGUGCCACAACCACAACUGAAGCAAGUCUAGCUGUGCCUGCUACCAAUAUGGGGCAGGCUCAGUCUCAGGCGGGCACCCCGCCUGCUAAAAAGCGAAAGUUGUCACCUGCCGAGAAGGAGGCCAAACAGCAGGAGAAGGAGGCAAAAGAGCGUCAGAAGAUAGAGGAAAAGGCUAGGAAAGAUGAAGAGAGAGCUAAGAAAGAAGAAGAGAAGCGCAAACGAGAUGCAGAGAAAGAAGAGGAGCGAAAGAAGAGAGAGGAGAAAAAGAGGGCCAAGGACGAGGAGAAAGCCGCUAGGGAAGAAGAGAAGCGAAAGAAAGACGAAGAGAAACUGAAGAAGGAGAGGGCACAAAUGAAGUUAAACUCUUUUUUCGCGAAACCCAAGGUCCCUACCGAGCAAUCCUCAACCGUUGGCGGCUCGCCAAAGAAGUUGUCUGGUGAUGGGAUCUCUGCUGGGUCGUUCAAAAGUGCUCGAGAAGUCUCUGACUAUCAGCGGGAGUUUCCCAACUUCUUUUUACACGCAAACACCACUCUCGCACCGCCGCACAGAUUCGAAAGGGAUGCGCUAGCCCUCGCUCAUUUACAGGAGAAGGUUGACGCGUCUUUCAAUAUCGAAACAGCUGAACAACUGACCUUCCGACCAUCUGAGCUGUUCAAACUAAUGCCGUACAAAAGGAGACGUGGCCAACAGAAGAUGUCAGUCAGGGACAUUUUGUUCCAGAUGCAGAGCCUGAGUGACUUGCCAGAAACCUCGGAUGCUGCUCGAAGGCUACAGGAAUCACUUAAGCAAGUGCGCAUGAAAUCAUUGAAGUUUGGAGAAGAUGUCCGGCCGCCAUACCAAGGAACCUAUACGAAGAAUCUGUCCAGAGAAGCGGCGUCAAAGCUAAUGCGAAACCCAUUCCGUCGUGAGCUGCCUGAGGUCAAUUAUGACUACGACUCUGAAGCAGAAUGGGAGGAUGCCGAAGAAGGAGAAGAGUUGGAUUCCGAGGAAGAAGAGGAGGGUAGCGAAGAUGGCGACGAGGACAUGGAUGGUUUCCUCGACGAUGAAGAUGAUCAUCUAGCAAACGGAAAGCGGCGUUUGCUUGUGGGUGGCGAUCUUGAACCUGUCUGCAGCGGCAUAAAAUGGCAGGAUCAGGGACUCGAUCCAGAACUGCAGGCCUACAAGCUUGAGACCAUCCUACCCUCUGUUACAUUCCCGAUCGACCCGUUCUCGUCGUCAAACUGGUGCAAGCCCACCAAGGCUCCAGAGCCUGGAAUGACCAACGUCAACGGCCUGGGACAACGUCCGACAUGGAACUAUUACACGGUGAACCCGGUAUCACGGAACUCGGCCUUCGUGGCUAUGCAGAGUGGAAAGAGGGCGCCCGGCAACCCUAAGCGGGACUUCCCGCCUGACCAACUCGGGGAAUUCAAGACCGUUGUUGAAGGAAGCGAUCUAACCAAGACCGGCUUGAUCGAAGUCUUGAAGAAACGAUUUCCAAAGGUGUCCAAGAACACUCUAAAAGACACUUUGGACUCGGUUGCGACGCGGAUUGGACAAAAGGAAGCCGACAAGAAAUGGGUCUGCAGGUAG